Neltuma alba is the source of this 1034-nucleotide messenger RNA. RefSeq lists its product as uncharacterized. The record is from RefSeq and is a predicted model, not a curated record. The annotation marks the transcript as partial. The transcript has 7 exons. NCBI's taxonomy places the organism in Eukaryota, Viridiplantae, Streptophyta, Magnoliopsida, Fabales, Fabaceae.
CGUGAACUGUAACUUUACAACAUGAGCUAAGUAUGUAGACAUGGACACAAAAGAAGAUGGUAAAUCUAUUGAUGAUCAGGGCUCGUCGCCUAUCAUGGCCCUACAGCAGUUGUCUGAGGUGGCUAUCGGAGUUGGUGGAGAAGCAUUUCAUCGUGAGAAGACUGCCGUUUCACCCAAGGUGCCUCCUGGACAUAGACGCUGUCAAAGUGAAGUUGUAACUGCAGGACUUCAAAGGAGUGACAGCUACGAAAAGUUGAAGAAUCAUGUGCAGAGGGCUUGGCGGGGAGGAGGCAAAUCCCCCGAAGAAGGUUCUCCUUUGACUUUUAACCCUGAGGUCUUAGCGAACCAAAAGCGUCAGUGGUAUCAGCUUAAUUCCAAAACCCUGGAUUGUGCAAAUCAUAAGGAGCCAACCUCAUUGUUCGAACAUUUUGUGAUUGUGGGGCUGCAUCCAGAUGCAAAUCUGGAAGCUGUGGAGGUUGAAUUUGCAAAUAGGAAAAAGUGGGAAAAAGAGGGAAAAUAUGCGCCUGUAGAGUUCCAAAUGAUGCAGCAACAGGAGUCUCCAGUACCAGUGUUGGAACCUCAGAUUCUUUUCAAAUAUCCUCCUGGGAAGAAGCUGAGCAUGCGCAUGAAAGAUUUAGCCUCUUUUUGCUUUCCUGGAGGUGUCAAGGCAUCAUUGGUGGAGAGGACUCCAUCUCUAAGUGAACUGAAUGAACUUGUGUAUGGGCAGAUUCAUUUAGGCAGAGAUGAUUUAUCAUUUAUCUUUUCACUCAAGGCAGCACAAAAUGCAACUCUCUACGGGGUCUGUUUACAUGUGCCUGAAAUCUUACAACGGCCACCUAGUAUCUUAGGCAUAUCGUCUCCUCUUACUCUUCCCUCUGGGGCAUGCAGCCGUUUUAUGGUUUCUGCUCCUCGUUGUUUCUGUCUGCUGACUAGAGUUCCUUUCUUUGAGUUGCAUUAUGAAUUGUUAAACAGUCUUGCUGCACAGGAACGUCUGAAUCGGAUUACUCAGUUUGUAAAUGAAAUGACUCUUACUG